Molecule: messenger RNA, 592 nt
Organism: Lobosporangium transversale
Lineage: Eukaryota; Fungi; Mortierellomycota; Mortierellomycetes; Mortierellales; Mortierellaceae
Product: signal recognition particle, SRP9/SRP14 subunit
Exons: 4
Coding region: 38-403 (121 amino acids)
Biological process (GO): SRP-dependent cotranslational protein targeting to membrane
Cellular component (GO): signal recognition particle, endoplasmic reticulum targeting
Molecular function (GO): endoplasmic reticulum signal sequence receptor activity; 7S RNA binding
Source: RefSeq, a predicted model, not a curated record
GUUCAUCCGUUUGCAUCAUCAGUCAUUAUAGAACAGGAUGCUGCUCGACAACGACAAGUUCCUCACUAGAAUGGCCAAGGCCUUCGAGGACUCAAAGACCAAAAACACUGUGUAUUUGACUAUGAAAAGAUAUGCCUACACGACCAAAAAGAUUAGAGCAGCGGAGGAGGCCGAAGAAAAGGCAGCAGGAGACACAGUCAUGAAGGUGGAUGAACAGGAUCAGGAGUACCCCACAAUAGUCCGUGUCUCCUGUGGAACAAAGACAAAACUGUCAACUCUUGUCCAACCUCAGGAUUUGGAUCGGUUCAUGGUUCAAUACACGAAUAUUGUCAAGAUCAAUAUGACAGCACUCAAGAAAAAAGAGAGGAAAAAGGUCCCCAAGACCAAGAAGACGACUACAUAGGAAUCUAAACACCACUUUUAUUUCAUUUUGAGGACACAGCUAGACAUUUUUAUUUUAUUUACGAAGCAAUUAACAAAUGUUACGAUUUUGGGUCUUUGAUUCGCAACUAAAGAAGGGAACACGAAGGGAAAAAAAAAAAUGUAUCAUAAAAAUAUCGCAACAAUAAUUUUUAAGAAACUCUGUUCAUCG